UGGCGCGGUUUUUUUCUUGUUCUUCCCCUACUCCACCGCUGAACCUGUUUGGGGAAAACGGACUAAAAAAGUUCCAGACGUUGCGAGGAGGAUCAGGCUAGUCUGGUUCAAAGUACCCGCGGCGCGGUGGCCUUUGGGUGCAGUUAACGAAGAUUCGCCCAACUAUGUCCUCCCCGACAUCGACUCCGAGUCGCCGAGGCAAAAAACGCUCGAGAGGGGAAACCACCCCGACCGGCGGGAACACGAAUGCUCCUACUCCUGCUUCUGAAUCCGUACGCACCACUCAAUCACAGCAAAGUCGCCUGGAUGACUCUACAGAUUUGCAGCCAAUGCCAACUUCUCCACCAGUUGACAUACAAAGCCCAAAUGUUCAGGAUGUUCUGUUUUCCAGUCCACCACAAAUGCAAAAUUCAGUUCCCAUGGAUUUUGAUAUUAGUUCUCCCCUGACCUAUGGAACACCUAGUUCUAGAGUGGAAGGAACACCAAGGAGUGGUGCACGAGGGACUCCAAUUCGACAACGAGCUGAUCUUGGCUCUGUCCGUAAAACCAGGCAGGUGGAUCUACAUUCUGAUACGCCUGGACCAGGUGAUGCGAUAGAAAGUGAACCCUCUGAUGGACAAAAGCUUGUGAUUUGGGGAACAGAUGUCAAUGUAGCCUCAUGUAAAGAAAAGUUCCAGAGAUUUCUUCAGCGUUUUAUUGAUCCAACAGCUAAGGAAGAAGAAAACAUUGGUUUGGAUCUUAAUGAACCUUUAUACAUGCAACGUCUAGAAGAGAUAAACUUAAUUGGGGAACCAUUUCUAAAUCUAAACUGUGACCAUCUAAAAUCAUUUGAUGAAAAUCUUUACAGACAGCUGAUGUGCUAUCCCCAGGAAGUAAUCCCAACAUUUGAUAUGGCUGCUAAUGAAAUUUUCUUUGAGCGUUACCCUGAUUCCAUUCUGGAACAUCAGAUUCAAGUUAGACCAUACAAUGCAUUAAAGACAAGAAACAUGAGAAGUUUGAACCCUGAAGAUAUUGAUCAGCUUAUCACAAUCAGUGGCAUGGUGAUCAGAACAUCCCAGUUAAUUCCAGAAAUGCAAGAAGCUUUCUUCAAAUGUCAGGUCUGUGGAUUCACAACAAGAGUUGAGAUUGAUCGUGGCAGGAUUGCUGAACCAUCAGCAUGUAAGAAUUGUAACACCACACAUAGCAUGAAUUUGAUUCACAAUCGCUCUCUCUUCUCGGAUAAACAGAUGAUCAAACUACAGGAGUCUCCAGAAGAUAUGCCAGCUGGUCAGACACCAUACACUAUUAUUCUUUUUGCUCACAAUGAUCUUGUGGAUAAAGUUCAGCCUGGGGACAGAGUUAAAAUUACUGGAAUCUACAGAGCAGUUCCUGUUCGUGUCAUACCAAGAAUGAGCAGUGUAAGGUCUGUCUAUAAGACUCACAUUGAUGUUAUUCAUUACUGCAAAACUGAUUCAAAACGUCUCCAUAGAAUUGAAGAAGGAACAGAACACAAAAUGUUUAUGGAAGAACGUGAAAAAAUGCUUCAAGCGCUUUCUCAAAAACCAGAUAUUUAUGACAGACUUUCUUCCGCUCUUGCUCCAAGCAUAUAUGAGCAUGAAGACAUUAAAAAGGGCAUUCUUCUUCAGCUAUUUGGAGGUUCAAGAAAAGAUUUCAGUCACACUGGUAGAGGUAAUUUCCGGGCUGAGAUAAACAUUUUGCUUUGUGGAGAUCCUGGCACCAGCAAGUCACAAUUACUUCAGUAUGUUUAUAACCUGGUUCCAAGAGGACAGUAUACAUCUGGAAAAGGUUCUAGUGCUGUUGGUCUUACAGCAUAUGUAAUGAAAGAUCCUGAAACAAGACAAUUAGUUCUACAGACUGGAGCUUUGGUCCUCAGUGACAAUGGGAUUUGCUGUAUAGAUGAGUUCGAUAAAAUGAAUGAAAGUACAAGAUCAGUGCUUCAUGAAGUUAUGGAGCAACAAACACUCUCUAUUGCCAAGGCUGGAAUUAUUUGCCAACUAAAUGCUCGUACUUCCAUUUUGGCAGCCGCUAACCCAAUAGAAUCCCAGUGGAAUCCAAAGAAAACUACAAUUGAAAAUAUCCAGCUUCCCCACACAUUAUUAUCCAGAUUUGAUCUCAUUUUCCUUAUGUUGGAUCCUCGUGAUGAAACAUAUGAUAGACGUUUAGCUCAUCAUUUGGUUUCAUUAUACUACCAAACUGAAGAACAGGUUGAAGAGGAACACAUGGAUAUGGCAGUACUUAGAGACUAUAUAGCUUAUGCUCGCAAUUACAUCAAUCCCAAAUUGAGUGAAGAAGCAAGUCAAGCUCUCAUUGAGGCAUAUGUGGACAUGAGGAAAGUUGGGAGUGGAAAAGGGAUGGUUUCAGCAUAUCCUCGGCAGUUAGAAUCAUUGAUUCGUUUGGCUGAAGCUCAUGCUAAAGUGCGCUUUUCUGCAAAGGUGGAAACAAUAGAUGUAGAAGAAGCAAAACGUCUUCACCGUGAGGCUUUAAAACAGUCUGCCACUGAUCCCAGGACUGGAAUUGUGGACAUAUCUAUUCUUACAACAGGGAUGAGUGCCACUGCCCGUAAGCGCAGAGAAGAAUUGGCUCAAGCUUUGAAGAAACUUAUUCAGUCCAAGGGUAAAACACCCGCUCUAAAAUAUCAACAACUCUUUGAUGAUCUUCGUGCACAAUCUGAAACAGCUAUCACUAAAGAAAUGUUUGAAGAAGCACUUCAUGCAUUGGCUGAUGAUGAUUUCUUGACUGUAACUGGGAAGACUGUGAGACUACUUUAAUUCAAAUCAUUUUGCAGUAAUUUAAAAAUACUGUUUAACAGAGGCUGUCAACAACACCAUAGAACAUUAAUAUCUAAAGUUCAAUUUUUAAAAAACUUGUAAAUACUUAAAGCAUAGUGGAUUUUAUCUUCAUGAAUAUAUUUCUUUAGGAUUUUAAACUGAAUAAAUGCUAUACAUUUAAACAACAGGGAUAGUAGAGAAUUAGAAUUCAAAGAUUGUUGAAAUAAUGUUACAUUCAUUAUUACAUAAAUUUUUAAAAUAUUGUUACAAUAAAAAAAUCAAUCUGUAU
This is a messenger RNA of Ahaetulla prasina, 3057 nucleotides long. It is a transcript of the gene MCM4, whose product is annotated as minichromosome maintenance complex component 4. Gene Ontology annotation, molecular function: ATP hydrolysis activity; ATP binding; single-stranded DNA helicase activity. Gene Ontology annotation, biological process: double-strand break repair via break-induced replication; DNA strand elongation involved in DNA replication; DNA replication. The transcript has 17 exons. Lineage: Eukaryota; Metazoa; Chordata; Lepidosauria; Squamata; Colubridae. The record is from RefSeq and is a predicted model, not a curated record. The coding region runs from base 165 to 2768 and encodes 867 amino acids. Gene Ontology annotation, cellular component: MCM complex; nucleus.